Messenger RNA from Cottoperca gobio, 1903 nucleotides. It is a transcript of the gene hexim1, whose product is annotated as HEXIM P-TEFb complex subunit 1. NCBI's taxonomy places the organism in Eukaryota, Metazoa, Chordata, Actinopteri, Perciformes, Bovichtidae. Gene Ontology annotation, molecular function: cyclin-dependent protein serine/threonine kinase inhibitor activity; 7SK snRNA binding. Gene Ontology annotation, biological process: negative regulation of cyclin-dependent protein serine/threonine kinase activity; negative regulation of transcription by RNA polymerase II. The record is from RefSeq and is a predicted model, not a curated record. Gene Ontology annotation, cellular component: cytoplasm; nucleoplasm; nucleus.
UGGACACUGUUGUGACGGCGAAACGUCGUCUCCGGGUGAACGAUAGCUCUGACAGCAUCGAAACAGUUAAUGGUAGUUAGCGACAGUUGCUCUGACAAACCCUCGGAGGAGUAACAAGUGUUUACUGUUGAGAAGUUUACUUUUUAUUUUGCGAGUUAGAUUUCAAACGCCAACACUCAAACUUUUCUUUAUUGAUUUCGGGUCAUUCUGGAAUACAUACAUUUUGGUUAAAAAAUUUAGUUUAACGUCUUUUAACAAACUUUUAGAGCUCCGUUUUGAGAGAAGGAACAUGAUCUAAAAUGCGUUAAAGCGGAGCCAUCAGAGAGGAACAUCAGGAUGACAGAGCCAGCGGGACGGACCCAUCACCUGAAAACUUCAGGCAGCCCAUCAGGUGGGAGCAGCGGAGACGCGUUGGAGCAUCUCCCAGCCAAAAGCCAUGGUGGACCGGAGAACGGCAACAGGGGGCGACAGAGAGAGCAGAAGCAGCGGCAGCGGGCGGAGAACUGUGGAGAUAUCAACACAGACAAGUUGUGGCAAAUGAAAGGCGGACAGAGGGAGGUGUGCCCUGUCUUAGUAGCCGGAAACGAGCUCUCAAAGUGUCCGAUUGAAGCCCAGCCUCACCAGAAACCUGAUGUCCAUGCAGUGGGUGAUGGUAAUCACAUCAUAAGGGGGAAAAACGGUGAAGACAGCCCGCUGGAAGAUACUUUAAACCCGGUGCAAGAUGAUAGUCACGUCGACUCCGACACUGGCUUGGAUGCGCGUCUGGGCAAGAAGAGGCAUAGGCGCAGGACCUCCAGGAAGAAGCGCAACUGGAAGCCUUAUUACAAACUUAACUGGGACGAGAGGAAAGCCCUGGAAGAGAAAGAGACGGCCAGGGCUUCCCGUUUGAGAGAGGAGAUGUUCGCCAAAGGGCUCCCAGUGGCCCCCUAUAACACCACCCAGUUCCUGAUGGACGAGCACGACCGAGAGGAGCCCGACCUCAACACCGAGACCGGGGUCAGGCGGACCUCAGGGGUCGGGACCCGCAUGGAGGACACGGGCAGCGAGGAUGACUUCUUCGAUAACGAGGAGGAGGACGAUGGGGACGGCAGCGGCGGAGGCAGCGACGGUAUUGGGAGACCUGGGAACGCAGGUGGAGAGUUUCUCCAGAGAGACUUUUCCGAGACCUACGAGAUGUACCACGUCGAGAGCUUGCAGAACAUGACCAAGCAGGAGCUGGUGCAGGAGUACCUGGAGCUGGAGAAGUGCAUGUCCCGGUUGGAGGAGGAGAACAACCGGCUGAGGCGCGCCGUACCCGAGACCCCUGGUCCGGCUCGGGAGCUGGAGAGACUGAGGGCCCAAAACACGGAGCUCCUUCUGCAGAACCAGCCGAGCAAUGAACGGGGGCCACAUCUCUACCAAUUAAAGGACAUAAUUUAAGUAGGGAAAUGCCCCUUUCAAAAAGGUAAAAUAUGGGACUGCUGCAUUUUUUUGUUUUUCAAAUUGCUAUCAGUUUUUUCUGUAAUCAGUUUGUCAUUUGGACGACGGGUCCUUGCAUUGCAAUGCAAUACUUUAAUUUCUAUUUGGUCUUGUUAAAAAAAAAAAAAGAGAGAAAAAAAAAUUCAAGAAGAAAUGUAAAUAUUAAAAAAUAAUAUUCUUUUUAUAAAGGGAAUGUAUUUGAUAAAACGAGAAUACUUUGUUUGUUUCCCGGGUCAACUCUGUAGGUAUCCAUUGACAUUAUACUGUUCCAUUUCUGAAUUAAAAAAAAAAAAAAACCGUAUGUUGUAUUCUCCUCCAAACAUGAAUAACAAAUUCCAGAUAAUUGGGUCAAGCUCGCAAAGACUGUUUUUGCAGAAGUAAAUUCCAGAGUAAAUAUUUUAACAGUUGUGUGUUAACAUAAGUUCAAAUAAAAUUUUGAAAUUUC